UCAGCUGUUAAUAGAAAUUACACACAACUUCAAGUGCAUAGCCGAUUUAUUCUCCAACCGUCAUGAAUCCCGAUGAUUAUGAGUCUUUGCCCACGACAAGUGUGGCCAUUAAUAUGACAGCUGGAGCCAUAGCCGGUGUUUUGGAGCAUAUUGUCAUGUAUCCCAUGGACUCAGUAAAGACACGCAUGCAGAGCUUAUCCCCAGCCACAUCAAAAUUAAACAUCACAGCAACUUUCCAGAAUAUGAUUAGAAAAGAGGGUAUAUUCCGACCCAUAAGAGGCGUUACAGCUGUUGUGGCCGGAGCCGGACCAGCUCAUGCUUUAUAUUUUGGUUCCUAUGAAAUGUCCAAAGAGCUUAUGACCAAAAUAACCAAACAUAAUCACAUAAAUUAUAUGGCUAGUGGUGUUAUUGCCACCCUUAUUCAUGAUGCCGUCUCCAAUCCAGCUGAGGUCAUAAAACAACGUAUGCAGAUGUACAAUUCACCCUAUAAAUCAGUUGUGGCCUGUUUGCGUGGUGUCUACCAGAAUGAAGGCCUGAAAGCUUUCUACCGAUCCUAUUCAACUCAAUUGGUAAUGAAUAUACCAAAUCAGACAAUACACUUCACCACAUAUGAGUUUUUCCAAAAUAGGCUAAAUCAUGAACGGAAAUACAAUCCACCGGUGCAUGUUGUGGCAGGUGGUGCGGCUGGAGCAUGUGCGGCGGCAGUUACCACACCAUUGGAUGUUGUCAAAACGUUGUUGAAUACUCAGGAAACGGGCCUAGUGCGGGGAAUGAUGGAAGCUAUUAAACAGAUCUAUACUAUGGCUGGUCCACUUGGUUUCUUCAAAGGUUUGACUGCCCGUGUUCUUUAUUCAAUGCCAGCUACCGCUAUCUGUUGGUCCACCUAUGAAUUUUUCAAAUUCUAUUUGUGUGGUCUGGAUCGCGACCAAUAUAAAUCAACAAUAACUGGCAAAAAUGCAUUGCAACCGCGUAAAAUUUCCAACACAGACGAAGCACAACUUCUGCACAAUGCCUAUGUUUUACCAGUAUCUGAGACGACAGAAGAAACGAAAUCUCCCAAAGAAACAGCCCCUCAAACCACACCACCUUCACUACCAGCUGGUCCCAUUAAAACGGUGUGCGAAUUGUCGACGGCUGUGGCAGCACCGACCCUCAAUUUGACCACCAGACACACCGAUGUGAAAAGUCCCUUCGACAGAGGAUUCUCGAGUACAUAAAGAUCACACUGAAAUGGUACAUAAAAAACUACACAAAAAAUAUCCCUACAACGUACUAUCGAGCGCCACUUGUUAAAUCACGCCAACGA
This is a messenger RNA of Musca vetustissima, 1306 nucleotides long. It is a transcript of the gene mfrn, whose product is annotated as mitoferrin. NCBI's taxonomy places the organism in Eukaryota, Metazoa, Arthropoda, Insecta, Diptera, Muscidae. Gene Ontology annotation, cellular component: mitochondrial membrane. The coding region runs from base 63 to 1217 and encodes 384 amino acids. Gene Ontology annotation, molecular function: ferrous iron transmembrane transporter activity. Gene Ontology annotation, biological process: iron import into the mitochondrion. The transcript is spliced from 6 exons. The record is from RefSeq and is a predicted model, not a curated record.